This is a messenger RNA of Pieris macdunnoughi, 357 nucleotides long. The record is from the annotation of a GenBank genome assembly. Lineage: Eukaryota; Metazoa; Arthropoda; Insecta; Lepidoptera; Pieridae.
AUGGAUAGAAAGAUAUCGGCAAGGAGUUUAUUCCUUGUGCAAUCUGUGCUUGACAAAAACGAAGAAAAGAAUGUUGUAGAAAGCCAGAACAAUCAAUCUUUUAGAAACGCCUGUAAUGAUUUAUUUGACCAGCCUUCAACCUCAGGGGUUAUAGGCGACAGUUGCCCAGCUCCAACGGAGAUCUCGUCUAUCAAUAAAGAUAUCUUUGUGGAAGAGGGUAAAGAGAAUAUACCUUGUCAACAGUUUACUAAUGAUGAUAUCUUGUGUUGUGAUGAUGUUUCAAUGGAGAAUAAAUGUUGCUCAAAUGAACCCAUUUUAUGUGAACUUGUAAGUGUAUAUUGGUCUACUUCGUCAUAA